AUCAAACUGUCAAGUGUCAAUCUAAUAACAAAAUAUUACGUAUAUUGAAGGUUAUGUUUUGAUAUUUUUGGAGGAAACGUUUCUAUUUUGUUAAAUAAUUAUAACCAUCUCAGAUUCUAAGUAAAAAUGCCACCUUUAGAAGGGAAUGUCCAGGAUCUGGAUGAAAAAAGCAUCGAAAAUAUUGUGAAAUUCGUAUCAGAUAUUAGGACAGGAAAAUUGCAGGGCUCCAACAAGAUAGCAGUGGCUACUGUAACACUAUUGGAGCAAAUAAUCACAGAGGCGUCCAACACAAGUGCAUUAUCGCUUGUGAACGCAGUGCGCGGGACGGGCCGCCGUUUGGCCAAAGCGCUCCCGCAAGAAUUGAUAGCUGCUAACAUGGUGCGUCGCGUCUUGCGCGCCAUUCGCGACGAGCAGAGGGCACUAGCUAACCAGAGCAGCGAAUAUUCUGGGGAAUCUCUCCAGCGCCUGGUGUUGGCGGCGUCAAGUAGAAGAGCGACUCUACCAUCAAAUCAUGACCUUAGGGAGCCCAUAAGGGACCAUAUAGCUGAACUGUUGGCCGAAUUGGAGUCCAGCACCUCGUCAAUUUGCGGUCAGGCCAAAGAGCACAUACACGCUGACGAAGUCAUACUCACGUACGGGGCGAGUGCUCUCGUGGAGAAGUUCCUGAAGUCCUCGGGGACGAGUAAGGUGAAGCUGGUGGUGGUUGAGGGGCCGCAGGUUGCGGAGUCUGCAGCAAUGGCGGCGCGUCUGAGCACGCUCGGUGUGAACGUGACGUACGUGAAUGGCGCCGUUGUCGGUGCGCUGAUGCCGAGAGUUAAUAAGGUUGUGGUGGGGGUGAGGGCGGCGCUCGCGGGAGGUGCCGUAUUAGGGGAGGGGGGGCUGUUAGCUGUCACCACAGCUGCGAGGCAUUAUAGUGUACCGGUUGUGGCUCUGGCGCCACUGUACAAGCUGUCGCCGCUGCACUCGUGUGACCACACCCACUUCAACGCUUUGGCCCCACCAUACACCGCCCUACCCUACAUGAGCGGGGAGAGCGCCGUGACGCAGGUCUUCGCGCCCAUGUACGACUUCGUGCCCCACGACCAUGUGACACUGUUUGUCACUAACUUAGGAGGCAGCUCCCCGUCUUACAUUUAUCGUCUGCUGUCAGAGUUGUAUGAUCCAAAUGAUUAUCAAAUUUAAAUGUAAACCUUGUAAAUAAAAUAAAUAUAUAGUA
Molecule: messenger RNA, 1216 nt
Organism: Zerene cesonia (dogface butterfly)
Lineage: Eukaryota; Metazoa; Arthropoda; Insecta; Lepidoptera; Pieridae
Gene: eIF2Bbeta
Product: translation initiation factor eIF-2B subunit beta
Exons: 10
Coding region: 127-1182 (351 amino acids)
Biological process (GO): translational initiation
Cellular component (GO): eukaryotic translation initiation factor 2B complex
Molecular function (GO): translation initiation factor activity; guanyl-nucleotide exchange factor activity
Source: RefSeq, a predicted model, not a curated record